This is a messenger RNA of Soboliphyme baturini, 1290 nucleotides long. Lineage: Eukaryota; Metazoa; Nematoda; Enoplea; Dioctophymatida; Soboliphymatidae. The record is from the annotation of a GenBank genome assembly.
CCGCCAUAUUUGUUCAAGCCAGUGAAGGAGGAACCGGAGGACUUUUACCAGUCCGGUAUCAGAACCCGACGAAGCGGCAAAGAAUGUUGCGGCAAGCGACGACCAUUGACUCCUAAUGCAGUAGACGCUGACACUAGAACAAAAGUGUCCGGUUCGAGCAACAGCAAAGCGGUAAAUUCAAACGUUUCGACUCCCAACGUCGCUCCGAAGAGUCCGAGCAGCGUUUCGACCAGCAGCAACGAAAGUGGUCUGGAUCAGGAGAAGAAGUCGCCAUGUACCAAGCGGAAGAAGCGGAAGUUGGAGAAGGAAGACAUGUCCUCCGUAGUGGCCAAUUCUAAGGCGGACAAAAGAGGUGGUAGUUCAGGUGGUGAACAUAGUGGUAAAGCUAAGCGAGGCCGGACACGUAGCAACCAUUCGGAGACGGGCAGCGCCAGUUCGAACGAAUCGACUGGCGGUCACGAGGGUGAUACGGAAAUGCACGAUGACAAUUCGUCGUCGCCUUGCACCCCUAGUCCCCCGACGACAAUCAUGUGUCGAAACUCGGCGAGCGACUCGGAGUCGAUUGCAAACGUCGUUCGCGACAGUCUCGUAUCGACCACACCCGAGGUGUCCUUGCCACCUUUCAGCACCUCUACUGUCAUCGAUAGCAUGGUACCUGCAGACCCGAGUAAUGACAUGCUGCCCACUGAGAAGAGCAACGUAACUGCAUCAACUUCAGCAACUGACGCUUACAUCUCAAACAGUGCGGACGACUUAGAUGUGCCGGUACCUGUGCCCGAGUCAUUGAUAGCGACGACCUCACACUCUGUCAUUUGCUCCAUCGAAGAGGUGAACUCUGCCGAAGGACGAGUAGGAGUGAGCUCUGCCGAAGGACGAGGAGGAGCUGGAGGCGAUCGAUCCGCCGCCACUUCCACUGUUCCAGUGCCCCCCGCGAUUCCCGUGUCGUCCUUGGUGCUGACUGAGCAGCCACAACCGACCGCUUCCCCUCUCGAUUUGGUCCCCGCUGUCGCCGUAAGCUCCGCCGUUCAGGUCACCAGUGUAGCCUCUAAGGCCAACGACCUAUAUGGCGCUUCUUCAGUUCCCAUCACCAGCCAGCUAUUCGUCGACACGUCCCCUACCGCCAAGGAGUUGAAGGUGCCGAAACAGGAGCCGGUGGAUGUCGACGAAAGGGCCGAAAACGACGACGACGUUGGCGGCUAUACCGAAGAUCACUCGCUGCCUAUCGUUAGAGAACCGGAACCAAAAAUCGACGAUGGCACCGAGUGCCACAGAACCAAAAAUGCCAUGUAA